GGAAAUUACAAAUAAUUUUUUAAGUGCAUUAUUUUAGUGAUUCUUGAUAAAAAGGGAAAAAGGAACCAUGCAUAUGUACGUUGUGUUAUAAUUUAUUAGUAUAGCAUCAUUAAUUAUUUUGUGCCUAUAGUUUAAAACCAACCCCAAAAUCAUGCAUCCAGUGAAAACUCCAUUUGCAUCAAAGGUUCCAUUGUAAGUUAGGCAGCUUCUAAGAAAGGUUCCUGUUCCACCACCACAUAUCCGGCCGGCAGCAUUUUUCAUGAAUUUUCCGGUGAAUCGGAAUCACUGUAUUUUUUUUCCAAGUGGAAAGAAAGAGCAUAUGUUAGGAUAAAAAUGGCAUAGAGGAUAUUACAGAAUGUGCUGUUGGGAAUCGCACAUCAAUCAAAUUGGUUUUUUUUGCCCCUCCCACAAUAUAUAUAUAAAGUGAUCAUUUUGCCUCAAUUCGAAAUACUCACUCUUCACUAGCUACAUACUCUUCUUUGUCGCACAUUUCAUUUUUGGAGAACACACCAUUUUUUUUAUUUUUUAUUUUCCCUUUUUUCUCCUGAAAAUCAAAACUGUGUCAAAGAUAUGGUGAAGUUCUCCAAGCAAUUUGAAGGGCAGCUUGUUCCAGAAUGGAAAGAAGCCUUUGUGGAUUAUUGGCAGCUCAAGAAAGAAAUAAAGAGGAUUCAUCUUCUCAUGAAUUCUGAUAACAAAACAUUACAUUUCUCCAACAUCUUCUCUUCUUCUUUAAGGACAUUCUCUCUUCUUGGAAAUCAACAAAGAGAGCACAAAGUCAUUCAUGUAACUCAUUCUCCUCUCCCAUCCUUUUUGCAUUUCUGUUUUUCUUGAUUCGCGUUCUCGCGUAUCGCGUGGCGUAAACAAAAAAAAAAAAAAAAAAAAACUGAAAACAGUGAAAGGCAAUUCACAUUUUUUGUUGAACUACUUUCAGCUCACAUGGAAAAUGUGACAUUUCUUUACAUUUAACAGAAGAAUAGGCUUUAACGCAUGAUUUACUGAUUUUUUUUUAAUUUUUUUUUCCAUUUGAUGAUGAUGAUGAUGAUCAGGUUCACCGAAAACUUGAAUCAUCAGAUAGCAAAGGAGACUUGUAUGAGACAGAACUGCUGGAGAAAUUUGCUGACAAUACUGAUGCGGCGAAAGAGUUUUUCGCGCUUCUAGACCUUCAACUUAACAAAGUUAACCAAUUUUACAAGAAAAAAGAGGCAGAGUUUCUUGACAGAGGUGAUUCACUGAAGAAACAAAUGCAGAUCCUAAUAGAGCUCAAAGCAGCCCUCAGGCAACAACAUGCAAAAGGGUCAGCUCCUAAAGAGGACGAAUCCAUCUCAGGGACCAUUUCAUGUGAUGAAGAAUCCAACAGAGACAUGGCAGAGCAUGAGCAGGGGCAGCAGGGCAACAGCCAGGAUGAACCUGAUCAAAAAGAUGUACAAUAUGAUGAUUCUGCGAAACCAAACGAAUUGAGCAAAUCGACGAGUUCUAAAAGACAGGAUGGAAAACUUAAGAGUCUUUCCAAUCACUUCAUCAACUGUCAAGGGAAAAACUUAAGAAUUCACAUCCCUCUAACAAAUCCAACUCGAACCUUUUCAGCGGUAACUUACCUGCUAUGGGAUGAUUUAGUUAAUCAGACUUCCAAGAAAUGUGGUGGCGAAAGGAGAUUACACAUAAACAAAACAAAGCUACAUCAUGCUGAGAAAAUGAUCAGAGGAGCACUCAUUGAGAUUUACAAAGGGUUGGACUAUCUCCAAACUUAUAGGAACCUUAACAUGCUCGCGUUUGCAAAGAUUUUGAAGAAAUUUGAUAAAGUGACCAACCAACAAGUUCUUCCCAUUUAUUUAAGAGUUGUCGAAAGCUCGUACUUCAACAGCUCAGACAAGAUACUGAAGUUAACUGAUGAAGUUGAAGAAAUCUUUGUCAAACAUUUUGCUGAAGAUGAUAGAAGAAAGGCCAUGAAGUACCUCAAACCAACACAGCGAAAAGAAUCGCAUGCUGUCACCUUUUUCAUUGGAUUAUUUCUUGGGUGUUUUGUGGCUCUUUUGAUUGGAUAUGUCAUCAUGGCUCAUAUUACUGGAAUGUAUAGACCUCAGUCAAAUACAAUUUACAUGGAAACUGUCUACCCUGUGCUAAGCAUGUUCAGUCUACUAUUCCUACACUUCUUCCUCUAUGGCUGCAACAUAUUUAUGUGGCGCAAAACACGAAUCAAUUACAGCUUCAUCUUUGAGCUGUCCUCGACGAAAGAACUUAAGUACAGAGAUAUAUUUUUGAUCUGUACCUCAUCAAUGACUGCUGUCGUAGGAGCCUUGUUUCUACAUUUGUUUCUUAUAGCAAAGGGAUAUAAUGAACAAAUUCAAGCAAUCCCAGGCCUAGUAUUACUGAUAUUUCUACUGCUGCUGGUGUGCCCUUUUAAUAUUAUCCACAAAUCAAGCCGUUAUCGCCUCCUCUGCGUGAUCAGAAACAUUGUUCUGUCCCCUUUAUACAAGGUUGUCAUGCUGGAUUUUUUCAUGGCUGAUCAACUUUGUAGCCAGGUACCAAUGCUUAGAAACCUCGAGUAUGUCGCGUGUUACUACAUAACUGGAAGCUACAAGACUCAGGACUAUGGACUUUGUAUGAGGAACAAAAACUAUAGGGACUUGGCUUAUGCAGUUUCUUUCCUCCCUUAUUACUGGAGAGCUAUGCAGUGCGCGCGAAGAUGGUUCGAUGAAGGACACAAAAGCCAUCUUGUGAACCUAGGAAAAUAUGUAUCUGCAAUGUUGGCAGCUGGAGCCAAAGUAGCUUAUGAGAAAGAAAGGAGCUUUGGAUGGCUUUGCCUAUUAGUAACAAUGUCAAGUGCUGCAACAGUGUAUCAAUUAUACUGGGAUUUUGUAAAAGACUGGGGCUUACUGCAAUUCAAUUCCAAGAAUCCAUGGCUAAGAGAUGAACUAAUUCUUCGUCGAAAGUUCAUUUACUACUUCUCCAUGGGAUUGAAUCUGGUUCUUCGGUUAGCUUGGUUACAAACAGUUUUCCACUACAGUUUUGGAAAUGUAGAUUAUAGAGUUACAGGGCUAUUUUUAGCAGCCCUUGAAGUUGUUAGAAGAGGUCACUGGAAUUUUUACAGAUUGGAGAAUGAGCAUCUAAAUAAUGCAGGCAAAUUUAGAGCUGUUAAAACAGUUCCACUUCCAUUCCAUGAGGUGGAUGAUCAAGAUUGAUUGAUGAUCCCCCAUUGUAGCCAUAGUUGGAUUGAGAAUACUGAAUUAUGGAAUAGUAUUAUUUGGGUAUAUAUCCAAUUUAUCCAGUCUCAGCAAAAUUUGCUUGGGAAUGGAAUUUUUCUUAUUAAUUGACAAGUUGAUGUUCCAAGAAGUCAACUACUUUUGUCUUGUUCUUGUUUUCCUUCCUUUUUUCUACUACUCUUGAAAUAUAUUCAGGAAAUAAUUUUAACAUUUGCUAGCUAUAUAAACAAAACUGAAUUGCAAC
This is a messenger RNA of Oldenlandia corymbosa var. corymbosa, 3444 nucleotides long. Lineage: Eukaryota; Viridiplantae; Streptophyta; Magnoliopsida; Gentianales; Rubiaceae. The record is from the annotation of a GenBank genome assembly.